CACUUGAGCAGGUGGCUAUUCAAAGGAUCGAUUAUCACUCGAAUUGAAAAUGAUCGGUUGUCUGAGCAUUCGUGUUACAGCUUUAAAAACUCUUUAAUGUGAACGACUGGUGCAACUUGCAAUCUAAUUUUUCUUAUGGAAAGGUGCUAAUGUUUAUGUUUCACAAUCACAUCUAAUAUUAAUUGUUGAGACAGUUGAGAAUAAUAGCUGAAUUGGAUCUGGUAAUUUCUCCUUGGAAACAUGUUAUACUAGUUAUCAUCUGGGGAUGACUAUGGAGACGAUUAUGAUGAUUAUCAUGCUGAUGAUCCACUCUUAACAACGAUAGCUAACCAAAGUAGUUGGCAUUGGUUUAGUCUGUUUACUUAUUCAAUGGAAUUUAUUUAACUGGUUAUCUUUAAUUUUAUUCAGUUUAUUUCUCUCUUUUAUUUUGAGUUUUCUUCAAUCAAGUUUGCUACAUUGGUAAACAAUUUCAAGAAUCGGUUGGUUGUCAGUUGGUUAACAAAGAUGUCCAUUUCAAAAGAAACGAAAUUGAAACGUUUUCAAUUCAAUAUAUUUACAUCACUAUUCCUUGGUUAUGGAAGUUAUGGCCUGAACCGAAAAAGUGUUUCACUGGCGAUGCCAUCAAUGAUGGGCCAGGGACUGGGAACAAAUGAAGCUGGUUUAAUUGCUAGCAGUCAAAAUUUGGCUUAUGCAAUUAGUAAAUUUGCCGGAGGAAUUUUAUCUGAUCGUAUCAGUGCUCGUCUUCUUUUCUCUUUCGGAUUAAUUGCCAGUGGAUUGAUUACGAUAGCCUUCUCAUUCAGUGAUUCAGUUUCUGUUUUCACCGGUCUUUGGUUUUUGAAUGGAUUGGCCCAAGGAGCUGGUUGGCCUGCUUGUGCCAAGUUACUUCGUGAGUGGUAUGAUCCAGUUUCAUUUGGAACGUGGUGGAGUUUACUAUCAGCGAGCAUUAACAUCUCAGGAGGAAUUUCACCAUUCGUGGCAGCUUUCUUGACUACAACUUAUGGUUGGAGAACAAGCAUUUUCUUCUCAGGGGCAGUUUCUGUCUUCUUUGGUGUUGUCGCGCUACUUUUCUUGAUAAAUUCACCAACUGAGAUCGGACUGAAGGGUUUUGGUCAAUCUCAAAAGCAAGACAAAAAAGGCAAAUCACAGGGCAAAGAAACUAUUAAUGACCUUAUAAAAUCACCGAUGCUAUGGAUUGUAGCAAUUGCUUAUAUGAGUGUGUCUUGUUCCAAGACAAGUUCAACUGAUUGGGGACAAGUUUAUUUAAUGGAAGAGCGAAAACAGUCUCAAUAUGUUGCGAGUGGAUUCACUAGUAGCAUUGAAAGUGGAGGCUUUGUUGGCUCGAUUUUUGCUGGCUGGUUAACUGACGUUUACCUCAAAUUAAGAAAAGAAAAAAACACCGUUAAAGGGCGAAUGCCUGUGGCCAUUUUAAUGAUGAUUGGUCUUGCUGUUUGUUUUCAUCUUUUAUACUUCCAAAUAACUCCAGAUACAACGAAAUUUACAAUUGCUUCCAUCGGAUUCGUUCUCGGAGCUUGUCUUUAUGGGCCAAUCGCUUUAUUCGGCAUAUUAGCCACCGAAUCCGCUCCAUUACAUCUUUCCGGAACUGCUCAUGCUAUUGUUGCUCUUUCAGCAAAUGUUGGUGCCAUAAUCUCGGGAUUACCAUUCAGUUAUGUUGCUGCCUUCUAUUCAUGGGGAUCAAUCUUCUUUUUACUUGAAAUUGUCACCAUUUUCACCGUGUUCAUCAUGUGUUUCUAUGUCAAAUUUAUUCCAAGCGAUAAACGGAAAGCAGAAUGAUCAAGAAAUAACUAUAAUUUUACACGAAUUAGUUUUCUUCAUAAAUAUUAUUACUCUAUACUUUUAUAUGUAAAUUUUACUAUUGUUUAGAGAUUUAAUCUAUCAAUAUUUGUAGUAAGAAUAAAUGUUUUGGCAUUUAUGGAAA
This is a messenger RNA of Tetranychus urticae (two-spotted spider mite), 1936 nucleotides long. Its product is annotated as glucose-6-phosphate exchanger SLC37A4. NCBI's taxonomy places the organism in Eukaryota, Metazoa, Arthropoda, Arachnida, Trombidiformes, Tetranychidae. Gene Ontology annotation, cellular component: endoplasmic reticulum membrane. Gene Ontology annotation, biological process: glucose-6-phosphate transport; phosphate ion transmembrane transport. Gene Ontology annotation, molecular function: glucose 6-phosphate:phosphate antiporter activity. The record is from RefSeq and is a predicted model, not a curated record.